Messenger RNA from Pelobates cultripes (western spadefoot toad), 23733 nucleotides. Lineage: Eukaryota; Metazoa; Chordata; Amphibia; Anura; Pelobatidae. The record is from the annotation of a GenBank genome assembly.
CCCGGCGUGAGGUCACAAUAGCCCCGAGAGAGGAGGAGGAGGAGGUGGUGGGGGGUGAACGUGAGCCACAACAAGGGGCGGGGGAGCCCUGCGUGACAUCACCAGCAGCGCUGUCCCACAGCAGGCAGCGGCGGCCGCGGUGCUGCCGGAGUCCGGAGCUCGGACGUGGAGGCAGGCAGGCAGGCCCCGGGCCGGAGCCAGCAUGGAGGAGGCCCAGGCCGGGCAGGAGCUGCGGGUCGGCUCGUCGGUGCCGGUGCUCGUGGAGCAGGUUGUGAACGACACGCUGGUGGUGAGCCUGAGCUGCGGGAACAGGACCUACAGCGGGAUCCUGCUGGACUGCACCAAGAAGUAAGUACACCCCCGGGGGACUACAACUCCCAGCAUGCUCGGCCAGCCAUGGGGAUAUUGGGGGUUAUUGUAUACCCAUGGCAUUGCACUGGGUAACAUUAAUAACCUGGGAUCCAUCUCCCUGACUCCUGUCCUAUCAUUAACUGGGAUUUAAUUAACUCUAUUCACCAUACAGGGCUGGACACAAACUAUUCCUAUCAGUGAUGGUAGGUCUCUCCAGCUGUACACUUACAACUCCCAUUAUGCACAGCCAUCCCCUGGGACCCCCUAGGCUGCUCCUUGUAUAAUAAAGCUGACACCAUUCAGGUGGAUACUUUAACAGCUGUAACUUUUCUUAUUUCUGGUUAUUUACUACAUUUUGUACUGACUGUAACAAAUUAAAAUGCACACGAUCAAAUUAAGCCUUUAAAAAAAGCUAAUUUGUAACUGGUUGACUUGGAGAUUUAUUUAUUUAUUUAUUUUACCAGAUCUGCUGUUUUUAGACAUUUUUGUAUUUUGACUUCUAACAUUUCAUAGUUUAGUGAGUAAACACCCAUGACUCCAAGGCCUUGUUGCACUUGAUGAGUUUGGAGGGGUUUAACACAUGUGGACAGGUGUGUGUGUGAGAAAAUCCGUAUUAAAAGGGAACACCACAACCACUGCAGCUUAUAAUAGUUUGGUGCAUGGAUGCUGUCUAAAUUUUUUUUUUUUUAUCGCUCUCAUUGCAUUGUAAUAUGCGUCAGAUUUAAUUUUAACAUUACAGUGUCCCUUUUGUACCCCUGUAGCACGUGAGAAAUAGGCGAAUAUGUCUGCAGAAACAUCGCUACUACCAAUGCAGCAUGUACCGAGAUUACAUUUGAUGAAACCUUUAGUUUAUAUUACGUUACUUUGUCUGUGCUCUGUAACUGUGUGCAAGACAUUGAAAGUGUUCGAACAUCUGAUUAUGUAUUGUGAAAGCACACUAGGGCCCUGUCCAUAUGAGUCUUGAUCUCAGUUCUUUAUUCUUUAAAUUGUAAGUAUAAAACUCAAAAUAUAGUUUUGUCCACUUCGCCAUAUGCUCUGUUUCGGGUUAAUAGACCACGAGUUUUAUUAGUACGUUACAUACUGAAACUACAGGUAAUAUGCAUUAAUAGAACCAAUACAAUAUUAAUAAACAAAAUGCAGGCAAUGGUUAUAUACUAGGACAAUACAUAGGUAAGGAACUGCACUUACGAACAUUAGCUAUUCGGCUCUGAAGUGGCUGUCCCCCAACAUUUCCCCUAUUUCCUUCCUCCCAAUUAAUCCUAGAAAUGUUAAAGUAUUUGUGGAAUAUAAUUGCUUUUCAAUGUAUUUAUUCUGAUUUCUUUUUCUAUCACACAGAUUUUGAUGGCACAUAUAAUGUAAAUAUGGAAAACCUGUUUAAGCCGUGACCUUUGUGGAUGGCUAAACGUAUAACGGCACAUCCGAUAUACCAAUGAUCAGAUCUAAUAUAUUUUACGACAUCUGUUAAAUGAUGUGAAAGGCUUUGCCAUAUUGGGGGAGGAAAAAAGGUUGCAGUGGACUUGCUAAAGGCAGCUUUGCAGCAAAGUGGCUACAUUUUUUUGCACGUUUUAAACUUCUAUAUUAAGGUUUCCUAUUUCUAAAGGGGAAGGGGCACAGUGUGCAUCCCUGUCAGAAAAGAAAUACCGUAAAACAUGGCACAGUGAACACUGAAAACUACAGGUUCAGGAAAAAAAAGAGAGCUCCCUAAAUCAAAGCGUGUGCAUUCUAAUCCAUUCAAAUUUGCGAAAAUCAUGAACAUUCUUAUCAGGGCACCUGAUCUCUGCAUUGGAAUAUAGUGUUAGAAAUGCAAAGGUGAAUUGGUCAGGGAGGGGGGAAGGAACAAAGCAGCUGCGUAGUCCUUGGCUAUAAUCAGCUUUAAUGAAUUUAAGCCUUACACCGUGAGGGGGAGGGGAACAGUUUGCUCCUAAAUUAUCUGCUGUCCUGUGUUUACUUCUUGCCUUACGUAAAGUCAAGCUGAUAUCAGCUUGCCCUUUUAAUUAUCUAAUGUGCCUGGCACAUGCACAGUUAAUGUUCCAGGCCACAAAUGCAAGGCAUGUAGUCGCUUUGACAUAUGCCUUAUUUUCACUGUCAACUGCUCUUUCCUGAACUCUCUUGUUUCUCUGUAAGCCUCUUACUGAUGUGCCAGUCGGUGUAAAUACCCUUGGUGUCCUGGAUGAGCCUUCAUGGCAAGAAAUGCUUUAUUAGCCUUCUGAAGAAUCUUGUUUGUUUUUUGUUUUUUUUAAGUGUUUUUUGUUUUUACUUGGUGUGCAUUCCAAACAUAACAACAAAAAGACCCUUCAAAUGUUUUCAACUGCACCUUUUUAACCACAUUGUGUAGUGGUGCCUGUAUGCUCUUAAAGCCUCACCCUGUUCGAAGCGUGCUGUCUCCUAUUAUAUUCGGCAGAGAGCAUGAAUCAAUGACACUCUCUCUCUCUCUCUCCAGAGAAUAUAAUCGAAUACUGCCCCCCCUCCCCCGUUAUGGAUGCGGCCAGCAUGCUAUUUAAAGGGAAAUGAUCAUCUUAAACCUACCGGCAGAUCCAUUACCACAUUGGAAAAAGAGAAAUAUUUGUUUUUGUGCAUACCUUUUAUCAUCAAAAAGUUUAAUUUUGUGAUGCGGCAUAUUUAAAACCACUGUUUUGUGGUUGGUUUAAAAAAAUAUAUAAUUUUUUAUUUUUUUUAAUUUUAUUUAUUUUAAUGUAAAUGGUAAGAAUUUGGGUGCAAACGGUCAAUAAUGGCCAUUCUUGACUACUAGCAAUUUAUGGGGAAUACACUGGCCCCAAAAAAUAGGGGAAAUGUUUACCACAACUGUGGCAGACGCCACGUUUGGCCCAUACUAAUUUAUUCAGAUCCUUGACAAUACAAACAAUGGUUUCUCAAAAAUAAAGCUGUCUCUUCUCCCCAGCCCUGUUUUCUCCCUUGCCACUUCCUGUAAAAAAAAAAAAAAUGACACUAAUCUUAUAUUUAUUAAAGGAUAACUUUUUAAAAUCGUUUUCUAAUUGUAAGUACAACCAAUUUUACCUGUAACUUCUUAAGAACCAAGAAUGUAUUGGGGGAUCCUGGUAUAGGAUUUGCAAAUUCAAAGUUAUUUGCAAGGGUUAAAUAAAUAAAAAAAUAUGCUGUUUGUCAUCCUUAAACAUCUUGCCGAGCCACUGCUGGUAAAUAAGUGCGAUGUCGCAUAUUGGCUGAGAUUGUUAUGGACCAAGUGUGAUGCCAGCAUGUGACUUUGGUUAAUUUAGGAGGAGAAACACUCAUUCAUUUUCAGUUGGCAAGGUCUUUGUUUAAAGCUGGUUUGUAUUAAGGAUAUUCUUCUGUGCUUCCUCCAGCCUUACUUUACGUAAUUGUAUGCAAAUAAUAACCAGGGCUUAUGCUUUUGAAAGCUGCAAAAUGCAUUUGAGACACCACAAAAUCUUGUAAAUAGCUGGGUAAUCAAAAUAUUGCAAUAUUAAUAACGAAAUAUGGAAAUAAACAAGUCUUGCUAAAUUUUCUUGGCAUAAUGUGUUGAUGUUAACCUUCCACAUCUGGUUAUAUAAUCCAUAACAAAAUACUGAGCCAAGUGACCCAACAAAGUGUAAAACAAAUAGUGUACUUUCUAGUCGGUCAAAAUAAGCUUUAUGGGAGAAAAGCUCUCAUUGAAGUAGGCCUUUUUUAUUUGCUUAUGUUAAAGGGAUGUUAUAGUCACUUGAACAACUACAGCUUAAUGUAUUUGUUCUGGUGAGUAUAGUCAGUUCCUGAAGCUUUUUAUUUUUGCUGUAAAUACUGUCUUUUCAGAAAAAAAGGGAUACCUCCAGUGGCCACACAGAUGGCUACCAGAGGUGCUUCCUGGGGCAGUGCUGUACAGUGUUCAGCGCUGACAUUCAGUGUCUCCACCCUCUACAUGGAAACACUGAACUUUCAUCAUAAAGAUGCAUUCACUCAAUGCUGAUUGGCCAGGGCAGCAUUUGGCCCCGGCCCACCUUCUUGACUAAGAUCUCAGCCAAUCCAAUGCUUUUUCUAUGGGAAAGCAUUGUUUUUGGCUGAUAUAAUCACUUCUGAUUAUGUCGGCUAAGGGGGCAGAGCCAGCACCAGCAAAUUGUGGAUAGAUAGGGAUGUUAACAUUAUAGGUUCAGGAAUACAUGUUCGUGUUCCUGACUCUAUAGUGUUCCUUUAAAUAAUUGAACAAUUCUUUACGUUUAUAGUUGAUAACUUUGUGGGCUCUUAUUGUUUUUUCAUGAGAUAAACUUAAACUCUCUCACAGUGAGCUCAAUUCUUAUCUGGAAUAGUCUUCUGCAAUAUAAUUGUUCCUGAAUUGGCUUGGUGUAUUCCAUAAACGCAUACCUCUCAGGGUUUUAAUGGGACAUUUAAUCAAGCAUUUGGCAACAAUCACAUAGGAGGUGUAGCAUUGCUUUGUGAGCCAAUAACUUUACUGGGUCCUCUAUUUACAUUCGUAUAUGCACACACAACCACCUCUCAGAAGUCUUUAAUUGAACUUUUGGGAGUUGUAUUAUGAGCAUAUGUGAGCUGUACAAAUAUUUGGAAUUGCAGAAGAAAAGGUUUUAUCACGUGAUGUCUCUUGCUGACAAAGUGACCUUUUAGCUGUAGUAAUUUUACCAAACCACUAUACAGGCAAAUGUAUUCAGGGAUAGACAAACCAUGCAAGAGCCAGAAGUUCAUAUGGAGCUUGGAGUGUCCUUAAUAGGACACUCAAGUGCCCAAAUAAAUAAAUGAGGGGCUAUUGCAAAUGCUGCAGAUAUCUUGUCUGAAGCAUUUGCAAGCCUUCCCUUCCUAACCAGUAGCAGGACUUCCUACACAAAAUCUACAAUUUUUGUAUGCUGUGUUUUAGAUAUACCCCCAAUGUAAAACAAAUAAAAUAAUUGCCUGCAUGUUUUCGAUAGGGCUAUAUCUACUAAACAGUGAUUUAUUUGUAUUUGGGCAGUGGAGUGACACUCUUUUUUAAUUGUAUGUUUAAAUGGACAUGCCAACAUUCCAAGCAUCAGAGCCUAUAAGUACUUUCUGAUUUAUUUAUUUUUAUUUAUUGAUAUAUUUUAUUUUUUUUUUGGUCUGCACACAUUUCAAGGAUUCUAGCGCCUUUCCAGUAUAAGGAGUAAAUUUUUUUUUUUUUUUUUAAUGGUUUGGCAACGUGCCUGGAGCCCUCAAAGACAGUCUAAGUGGUCUGAGCUAAGUACUGCACUGCCUGGCUAGUCUUUUUGGGUCUGAUUAGGUUGUUACUGGCGGACCUUAGAUAAGUUGUCAAACCAUUCUUAAAUUAUUUUGACACCAUAACCACUACAGCAAACUGGAGUGUUAUGGUUCUUUCCAUAUAACAAACUGAUAGUCAAAUGUUGCCAGUCCACAGUAGUAUAGAAAAAGUCAACCAACCCGUUUUGGACUCCAUAUUCUCAGUUCAUGUUCUUUAGUCUUGCUUCCCUCCUGAUGUUGCCCCCCUCUCUCCCAAAGAAAUCCUUUCCCUCUGUCUCCUCUUAUAUUUAAAUGUAUGUUGAGAUGAGAUGGAAUGACAAAAAAUGCAAUUGAGAUACAAACCAGUUUAAGUAUUUGUUCCAAAUCUACAUGUUUUACUGCUUAAUCCUCCAACAUUUUUCUCUCUUUCUUAGAUCGGGGUUGUUUUGUGUGCCACCAACUCUAUUUCCAAAGUAUGAUGACCCUCCAACCAAUGGUACUUCUAAUGACAUUUCUGAAGAUGCCAACACAACACAUCCAAUGUCUGGAAUGCCUCUUCAAAAUGUUGACCUUCCUAUGGCAAGUAACACAGAUCAAGUUCCCCCACUAAUUCCUCCACCCGGGACUACUCCUUGCUAUCCACCUUACUUUGAUGGAGCCCCCCUUCCCCCUCCUUUGUGGCUGAGAAAUUCCUACAACCAGUGGGUUCCUCAGCCACCUCCAAGGACUAUAAAAAGGACAAGAAGAAGAAUGUCAAGAAACAGGGACUCUGGGAGGCUUAUAAUGAGUACCAUAAGAUUAAGACCACGUCAAGUUCUUUGUGAAAAAUGUAAGAACACAUUAAAUUCUGAUGAAGUUAAGGGGGAGAAACAAAAAUCUUCAAACGGCAGAAAGCAUCAUAUGGAGGACAAAGAGCAAAGUAAGCUUGAAUCUGAUGAAAUCAAAUCUGCGAAGGAGAAAAAGGAGUCAAUAAAGGAUUUGGUGCAUAGAAGUCCAGUUAUUAAGAUAUCUUACAGUACACCUCAGGGUAAAGGAGAAGUGGUUAAGAUUCCAUCUCGUGUGCAUGGUUCUGUGGAGCCAUUUUGUCCAAAUCAGACAUUACAAAAUGGAAGUAGGGACCAAGGCUUGCCCAAAGAUGAUAGCUGGCAAACUCCAAAAAAAUUAGUGGAUGAAUCAAAUAGCAGUCAAAUGGCUUCCAUUCCAAAACUAAAGUUGACUAAGCCCUUGCAUUCCAGAUUAGAAGUUCCACCUCCCAAAAUUAGAAUUAGACCUCAAAGGACGAAUGGCAGAAAAAGUGUUUCAACCUAUAAAUCUGAACUAAUCGAUGGUAUAGACGUUCACCAAAACAGCAGGGAAUCGGAUAGCAAUUCGUCACUUCUCUGUAUGGAUGAAUGCUCAGAUAGGCGAUUCCACGAUGCGUCUCUCGGGAGUUCAGGCGAAGACGAUGAUUUUAAAGGUUUUCGGCACACAGAAGGACCAAACUUAAAUUUGGUUAUGAAUUACAGAAAAAGAAAAGCAGAUUCAUCGUGUGCAUCCUUAUGCAGUAAUGACAGUUUGGAUGAAUCAAAAUCUUCUCUGGACUUAAACGCCAUGGGAUUUUGUGAUCUUAUACCUGGUGAUGAUCUUUCGGUUUCCUCUUCCAAAGAUGAACAGAAAACUGUCCCUCCACUGACUGUUCGGUUGCAUACUAAGAGUGUGCCCAACUGCAUCACUGUAGAAGGAAAGACCAUUUCGGUAGGGGACAUUGUAUGGGGCAAGGUUCAUGGCUUUCCUUGGUGGCCUGCACGUAUUCUAAGUAUUAAUUUGAAUCAGAAAGAGGAUGGUGACCCAUCUUGGCACGAAGCAACUGUUUCAUGGUUUGGUUCUCCGUCAACAUCCUGUUUGUUAAUUUCAAAGCUGUCUUCUUUUUCUGAAUUCUUUAAACUUCGAUUUAAUCGUAAGAAGAAAGGUGUGUAUCGGAAAGCUAUUACAGAAGCUGCCAAGGCUACUGAUCAUAUUACUCCAGAAAUUAGGGAUCUGUUAAUGCAGUGUGAAACGUAACCUCAACACCUAUGGCAGGUAAGUAAAUCCACGACUCGCAGACAAAUAUUGCACUUCACCUUUCCUCAUAUGUUUAUCAGAAACUACAUAUGCACACACUCCUUAAUAACCAAAAUGUAAAAAGGUUGGUUCAUAUAAAAAAAUACUAUCAAAUCGCUAUGAAUUUGUAAUUUAAAGUAACACUGUUAUUAAUUAAUAAAUAAAAAUACAGAAUAGGAUCAGGGCACACAAAAAUAGUAAAAAAUAGUUUUUACAUUUUACAUGGCUGCUUAAAAUAGCCUAUCUUGGCAUACAAAUAUAGGGAUUCAGUUACACCUUAUGACCAUUGUGUUAAGCCCAGCACUACGUCGCAGUACCCUAAAAUCAGGGAGUAAAACACAAAUUUUAACAUGGAAGGUGAACAUUCAAUACUUGCUGCUUAAACUGUUUCAAGACACUGAAUAUCCAUGUUUGUUUGCUCAGAGUUGAUUUUAAGUAGCAUUGUAAAGUUUGUAAUUAUUUUUAUUUAUUUUGUGUGUGCGCCUGUGCAUGCGCACAGUUGCUUAAUUAGCAUUUUGUUAUAAAUAAGGGUAUAGUUUAUUAUUUAUAACGCUGGUGUUACUCUGAAAUUUUACUUUUGUGUCAUCCUGCACUGUCCCAGCCUUGGCACUGCUUGACAUUACACCUCAUGGAGGUUUUCAAGCCAAGCCAAUGCUUCACAGAAACUGCACUGCUUACACUGGUCAGACUGCAGGGAUAGAAGAUAUGCACUAAAAACACUACAUUAGCAUGUAUUGGUUUUUCUGCUUCGUGUCUCUUGACACCAAGUCUCAUGACUUGCCAGGACAUUUGGGAUACAAUGGCAUUUCCCAAAUUUUUUGUGUCUUGGAGGGGUUGAAUUUAUUUUAAAAUACUUAUGUUUCAAUGUGUAUUCGCCAUUCUUAAAGGGACACUAUAGGCACCCAGACCACUUCAGCUCUUUUAAGUGGUCUGGGGGCAGUGUCCAGGCACCAUUAACUCUGCAAAGGUAAUUAUUGCAGUUUUUCAUAAACUUCAAUAAUUCCAUUAUGGGUUAACUCAAUUUCUAGUAGUUGUCUACCAGACAGCCACUAGAUGGACUUCCUGACCGUUAGGCGUUUUUGGUCACCUAACUGUUGCUCUGGACGUCUUCACGCUGUGCAUGAGUACUUCCAGCAUCACCGGAAUCGCAUAAUGCUUUCUUAUAGGGAAAUCCUAAUGCGAGUGCGGUUGAUGUCAGCAGGUGAGGAGAGAAGGUGGACCUGAGUUUGUUUUCCUGGCAUUAUAGUUUCCCUUUAAUUUUGUAAAUUUUUAAAUGCUACUAGGAGCUAUGCCUCGCUACUUUGUUGUCCUUUUGAAAAAGCAAGCAGGGAUAGACUAUUGCCUUACAAACUACUAGACUACCUGUGGCUUUUAGUAAGUAAACAUUUAAAAAAAAAUUAAGUUCCUUAAGACAUAACUAAACUCUCCUGUAAUCCAGCCUGGGACAGUCUCCUUGCCACAGUCUGUUCUACCUCUUCUGUGACCAUAACUGUUGAGCAGCUUAGUCCAACCUACUGCUUCACGUAAAUUAGCUUUCUGAUUCUUUGAUGCAUGCAUGGCAGUCUCUGUGAUCUGCCGCUCUUCUCUGUGAUCCACUUCUUUUAUUGAGUGGAACUGGAACCUCUACUUCUCUAUAAGAAUCCGUAAUCAUGUCUGUCUGACAGUCACUUGAUGCAAGGUUUUGGACAAAUGCAAAACAUUAACGUUUCUCUGAAAUAGGAAUGUUUUUAUGUUGUCUGACAAAUGGGACAGGACCUUCACAAAAAUCAUUUAAUUAUGACGUCAUGGUUUUGGUGCUUAGAGCUCCUUUAAAUGAUCUCAACAGAAGCUAUGCAUCAUCUGUAAUGCAUUACCUGUGUGUCUCGAAGUUGGACUUUGAGAAGUCCUUCUUGGGCAUAUAAACUCAAAUAUUCUAUAUAAUCUCCACACACACACUUGGUUCAUUUCUGAUACUUUUGAUUGAAAGUGACCUAUUUUAAGAGGAAUUGUCACUUUUAGCACAACCAAUAGCCAACUAAAAUAAAAUGUAUAUAUUUACUAGAAUGAUGUGGAGGUCUUAUUCUUUCAUUGUGUCAUGUCAUUCUUGAUGUGUUUUUAACAGGAUAUCCUGCAAAAUUGUGUUUGUGUAGCUCUUGGCACUCCAUCUCAUUAAAGAUUAACUCCAUCACACUAGGACUCGUGUAUACAUUAAUCCCAGGGUAUGCACCCAUAUCUUGAAAUAGUGUGUAAACGAUUUGGACAAUUGCACAGGAAACUAGUUUAUUGCAAACUAAUUCAAUUUGCAAGUUGCCCUCUAAAAGCUUUGACAGCUUGCAGUGCCAGAAGCCAAAACGCUGCAAGCUGCUGAACACAGAGACGAGCUCCUCCAUGCCAGUGUUUGUGGUGUAUGAACAAGUACUGAUGCAGGUCCUGUAUAUUAGCUGUUUUAUUGCUGGAAGUAUGUCUAUUGCUUGGGCUGGAUCACACACAGGAAGACCUUUUAGAGCCCCCAGAUAAGUCCCACUCCAAAGUCGAGGGGACUGGUGACUUCAGUCCAGCCUGUGACAGCCCACUGCCUUGUCAACUACAAACUAUCUUAUUUUAUUCAUCACUGAAGUGGGGGUGGAGGGAGUGGAUUGCUCCUUGGCCAGAGAUGAUGGUUGGUGAAUCAUUUACUUUUUUUUUUUUUGGGGGGGUGGGGUAGCAUGUGGUCUGCUCCUCAGGCGGGUGCAUGCUACAGUACUCUCCUCUGCAGUUUUGGCGCUUGAAAAUUGAGUCAGAUCGUAGUCACCAAUCUUCCUAGUUGUAACUUAAUACUGGAAGUGGGUAGCAACCACUGGAGGUAAAGACCACUUGCUUGCCCCAAUGGACCAGCAGGGGUUCUGGACCCGGCUAGACUAUCAUGCAGGAGGAAACCGUAUUUCCAAAGUGUAAAAUCUAGUUAUAAUGCCAAAAAUGUAUUAAUACUACACUUUAUAAACCUAUAAAAAGUAAUGGAAGCAGUGUUGUAUAUGUGCAGCAUAGCACUUUAGUUUCAAUUCAUGGGAAAUACAUGCCAUGUUAUAUUGUAUGCAAAGCAAAGUUAUAGGUAAGAAACAAAUCUAUAAAGUACUAGUGAGGUGCAAACAAACAGUGUGCACUAAACCUUUUAAAUGACGCAUUAUGGAAGUAAUUGGAAAAACGAAGCAUGCACCUUCAUGCAACAUAAAUAUAAACAACCUACAUUGUACAAAUAUAAAAAUUCUGUGAAAGGAGAACGUAAUUGAUGUAUUAUGUCAAUGUUCUAGUGAUAUUAAAUAUAUAUAUAUAUAUAUAUAUAUAUAUAUAUAUAUAUAUAUAUAUAUAUAUAUAUAUAUAUAUAUAUAUAUAUAUAUAUAUAUAUAUAUAUAUAUAUAUAUAUUUAAAAAAAAAAAAAUGUUUUUAUAGCAGCCGCAACUCUGACCAAGUCCAACACUUGAUUGGAGUCAGUUGGACACAGAGCUGUUCUGCACGCAUUUUGCUGGCUUGUGCGGUUUGUUCCUCUACCUCACACUCCUCCAACUUGUGUCCCUGCGAAGCAGACCCCUCUACCACCCCCUCCAUCAGUCAGGAAAGGGGACAAAAGAGCUAGGCAGACAAGUUGAAUUUUUGGGCAAGGUGCCGGUGUGCAACAACUUUAAUGCAGAAACCUGUAAUUAGAACGCUUGCAGGUUGUUGCACAUUUGCUCCAUCUACAUCAGGGCACAUGCAAAAUCCAUGUGCCCCUCUGAGCUUUUCCCUAAGAAAUGACUGACGGAUAUCAACAUCAACACGUUAGCCUACCACUUGCACAACCACCCUUCCCACCACCUGGUGCAAUUUUUGAUUUCAGGAUAUUCCAAUGGGUUUCACACCGUGCUAGUAACACUCUCUUCUGUCACACUAGAAUGCCCUGACUUACUCUCGGCUACAAACGACCCAUCUGCUGUUGACGAGUUGCUACGAAAAGAGACCACGUCAGGUUUUAUGAUCCUUUUCCGCACUCUCCUUUUUCCACAUGGUGAACGAACCCUAUUGGAGUGGUUACCAACAGCACAUCUACUAAAAAAACUUUGAUCAUCAACUUUUCCUCGCCUCAUUCCUCUCACAAUCCUAGUUUAAAUGAACUAAUACCGGCUGAAGAAUUUUCUCUCCAUUACGCCACUGUGGAAAUAUGCCAUACAAGCUAUUCUACUGGCUGGUGAACAAGCCUGGCUCAGUAAGAAGGAUAUUACAAACGUAUUCACAUUACUACCUAUCCAUCCGUCACUCUGGCAUAUCCAUGGCGUCAAAUGGAGGGAUAAUUAUUACUUCGCCACCAGACCCCCUUUUGGCUCCAGGAGCAGCCCGAAACUGUUUGACAUCUUUGCAGAGACUGUAUGUUGGCUGCUCCUGAAUAUGCCCCAUGGUCAGGCACUAUUUGGAGGAUUUCUUACUGGUCGAGGCAGGUUCCCUCACACCAUGAAGCAUCCUUAGCACCACACACUGUUUUCAACACUAGGUGUUCUAUUGUCCCCUGAUAAAACGAUAGGCCCCACAACACAGUUGGUAUUCCUGGGUAUCUCACUAGACUUGGUCUCUAUGCAGACACGACUCCCCAAUGUGAAAUUGAUGCCCAUUAGACAAGAACUGGACCAGUUCCUCCAAAAAGGUUCUGGUACACAGAGGGAUCUCCAGUCUUUACUGGGAUACCUCAAUUUCUUGAUGCAUAUCAUUCCACAGGGGAGAUCCUUUAUCUCCUGAUUUGCUUUGCCUGAUGAUGGCACCAUAGUACUUAAUCCCCCAGCCGUAGCCGAUUUUAUGCAUUUGGAGGCACUUCCUGACAGAGUGGAACGGAAUCCCCAUGUUCAUUCUGCCCACUGACCGGCCACUAAUUUGGACUGAUGCAGCAGCCAACACUGGGUUCGCUGCAAUUUUUGCUAACCAGUGGUUUAGGGGUUUUUGGCCUCUAGAAACACUUACUUUACCGGCCUUCAGGGAAACUUCAGCCCUUUUUGAGAUCUACCCCAUUGUAGCUGCUGCCCAUACUUAGCGUCACCUGUGGGCCGGUAAGGCAGUCAAGUGUUUCUCAAAUAAUUUGCCAGCUUGCGAGAUCAAUAAUAAAGGGCGCUCUUUCUCCUUGACCAAGGAAAUUGACGUGGCUGGCCACCAAACUAUUUUUCUUGGUGUGCGAACACAUUCCGGGCAUUUAUAACACUGUCCCAGUCUAAUUUUCAGGCAUUCUGCAAGGUGUAUCUCUCCGCCAACGAGCUCCCAUCCAGAAUACCAAGAUUUCCGGAGCUAAUACUGGACUAACGGGAUUAUUGACCCAUGCACGGUCACUCUCACGCAACGCUUUUUCAGCCAAUACUAAGACCGCAUAUGAUAGGGCGUUGAUUGUUUUCCACAAAUUUGGUGGGGAGUUUCAUGUUUUGUAUAAUUACUCAAUUAUGGUGGCUUUUUGCCUCUUUUUGUCACUUAAUCCUCAAAUUAGCACAUAACACUAUCAAAUUGUAUCUUACAGGUGUACAGCACCGGGUCCUCACUACCUUUCCCAAUCACCCACCUUUUCUUUCUACAUACCCCAUCAAAACCAUUCUUAAAGGUAUCAACAAAAUAGAUCGACCUCCUACUACCAAUAGAUUACCCAUAUUCAGGAACAUAUCAGACCUAUUGGAAACAAACCCUUUUAACGUCCAGACUAACUCUGUCAUCAAAGUAGCCAUUUACAUUGCCUUCUACAGCUUCCUUAGACCCAGAGAGUUCACUGUGGUCUGUCAAUCCGAUAUCAGCACAUGUUUAGAAUUAUCGGACAUGGUCAAACACGGCGACCAUUACAGUAUGUCUCUACAUACAUUUAAGACUAACUAUCCUAGUACAAUCACUCUUUCCAACAGAUAACUUCUGGUGUCCUGUUAAAGUACUCGACUCGUUUCUAUCCACGCGCAACAGUCUCCCAGCUAACUCUCCCUUACUACCACUUCCAAGUUCAUGUUUCACUUUAGAACAUUGCUGCUAAGAUCGGGACAUAGCCCCGCCUCAUUUUCUGGUCACUCCUUCAGAAUUGGGGCAGCCUCCAGUACGGACACACCAGUCCAUAUCUUUUAAAAGAAUGGGCAGAUGGAAAUCCUUUGUCUACAGCACAUAUAUCCCGCAGCCUGAGAAAGAACUCAGGAAAGCUUUUUUAAAUGUUUAGCAUAACGAGUAUGCAAUAAAGUGUGUUUUCCUGCAAUAUCUUUUUGCCCUCUUUAUUACAGGCCUACCCGUACGUUGGUUUCGGCACACCACUACCAACUUUCCACCUUUCCUCUAUUUCCAUAUACGAUUUUAAGUUCUGACCACAAAUAAAAAUAUAGAUGGAUAUACACACACACACACACACACUCAAAAACGUCCAAAGUGCGAACAACAGCUCUGUGAUUAUAUUGCAGUUAUAUCCUCUAGUGUCCUAAUGACUGCCACAAGAGGUGCUUCCUGCUGCAGCAGCAGAGUAAAAAACGGUCAAAUUUGAUGCACACCCAGCACUCUUCACAUAGGCGCGUCAGAUCUCCGGUGCUCCUCCUACAAUGCAGAAGGAAGAGAGGCAAGCUGCUGUGACCGAACCAUGAUUAUUUGUGAUGGGGAUACUAAAUCGUUAGGAAUACAGAUUAAUAUACCGAACGCUUUAGUGUUUCUUUAAAUGACAAUAGUGGUAAAAAGAACCGCAAAUGCAACAUUUCUACUGGGGGUUGGCAUUCAGCUAAAGGCCUUCACGUUUAAUAGACUAACACAUCGAAAAUCCGUUCUUCCCUUCUCAGCUAUCUUGUAAAGGCCUUAUGUACAUUCGUUAUCAAAUAGGAAGGUGCAGAAGCCAUAUUUAAGGCCUGUAAUUCAAUCUGCCCUAAUACAAAUGUAUCUAAUACAGAUCUUGAACUUAAAUAUAUAUCUAUUUCUAUAUACUACUAUGAUUUUUUUGAUUUUUUUUUUUUUUUUUAAAUCACCGUACACAAGAUGCUGAGCAACCUCAAAGUACAUUACAUAGAGCAAAAGUAAAAUCGAACAAAGAAAAAAAAAAAAUAUAUAUAUAUAUAUAUAUAUAUAUAUAUAUAUAUAUAUAUAUAUAUAUAUAUAUAUAUAUAUAUAUAUAUAUAUAUAAUAAUUUUUUUUUUUUUUCAUAGAUGGUAGUUCUUGCAAUGUACUAUUUUGGGAAAUUUCUCUAAUACCAAGGGGAAGGGAAAGAUCCUCAAUUAAGAAAUAUUAACAUGUAUAUGUGUAAGAGAGGUAAAAAGAUGUGUCUCCCCAAUGCCAAACUUGAAAUCCGGAAUAUCCUAGCAAUUUUUAUUUAUAUAUUAUUAUUUUUUUUUUUUUUUUUCUCUCCUCCAUUACAAAAAGAAGUAUCUGACUCCCAUUUGGAGGGGAUAACUUUUUAGAGGAUUUAUAUCCUGUACAUACUCCACACAAUGAUUUUUCAUUUAUUUGUUUUCUAUAAUAUAUAUUCUAUUAUCUUUCUCAAAAUUGGAUUUGAACUUUGUUAUAUUGGCUGAGAACAAUAAGCCGCUGUGCUCAGCCAAUGUGCUAGCUCUCAUAGAAGCUCUUAACUCUCUUUCAGAAGUAGUGGAGGUGAGGAAACCCCUAACAGACCCCCUUCUCCCAUGAUCCUUUGCAAGCAUUUGGAAUAACAAAGCAUUGGGGAACUACCUUUUUUAGGCACCCCUGCACAACAGCGUGCUCUAGUUCUUAUGGUGGUGUUUUUUUUUUUUGUUUUGUUUUUUUUUAAUAAAGGACUGCUGUCAUGGUAUAAGAAAUCUCUUAGACGUUGACAGUCUGUAAUUAUUUUAUACAUAAACCCUUCUUUUCUAUUUAUGCAAACAUGGGAACAGAAUUCAGCACGUCUGCCAUGUUUGAUCUCUGUAUCGCAGAAAUGAAAUACAAGUGGUGUUGAAAUUCAGUUUGCUUACUCAAGGACAUCCCAAGGACUCUCACUUGUCCACUAAUGACAUAUAUAUCCUGUGAGUUGACUAAGUGUAAACGUUCACAUGCACACUAGUCACUGAAUUCUAGGUUUGCAAACAUGUCCUGUGUUAGAGAUCACUGUGCGGACAGACGCGGUAAAGUUUUCAGGCUGAUUUUACUAUUCCAAAACUUACUUUAACUUGUCUUUCCUUAAAAUUUUAGACCUUAGUGUGUUAUGUUAUAUAUUGCUGUGUAGUGUUUAAUUUUAACUCUGGUGUACAGGCUUCUGAGCAUUACUCAGAGGUUGGCUCCAGAUUCUGUUGUCUGGAAUGGCACUAACUUUACUGGUAUGCUUCUAGGACAUCAGUGCAAGUUUGACAUUUGGUAGUAAAUGGUAACUCCCAUUGGUGUAUGGCAGUGGUUCCCAACCUUUUUUCUCUUGAGUACCCCUUGGCAGCCCAUUUCCAUAGAUAGUACCCAUUAUAUUGGCGAAAUAUUUAGUAAUUAUUAUAGUUGCUGUUAUUUCAAAAAUAUGUUGUUCCAGGCUCCUCACAGUGCAGAUACACACAUGUAGAUACACAAACAUACAGACUGACACAUGUGCAGAUACAAAUUCUGACACACAUAGAGAUACAGAGACACCGAUACAAACACUGCCAUACAUUCAGAUGUACUGAUACAAUGACACACUCCUACAGAUACACACACUGACACCUGCAGAUACAUAGACACAGAUACAAGCAGAGAUACACUUGCAAAUGAAGAGACACACAUACAGUUCCACAAACACAGUUGCACAGACUGACACAUGAUUUACAGACAGGAAGAAACACUUUCACACAUGCAGAUACAUAGAUGCAAACAUUGACACACAUACAGUUGCACAGACACACUAAUGCACAUAUUGACAUACAUCUAGUUACAAGGACAUACGUAGACACACACUAACACAUAUACAAAUGUAAAGACACACAGGUACAAACACUGCCAUGCAGACAAACGCAUGGCAAAACUAAUAUAUAUAUACAGUUGAACAGACAUGCUGAUAAACACACUGCCACACAUACAGAUGCAAACACUGCCACGCAGAUACACAUACAGAUAUAAACAUUGCCACACAUACAGAUGUACAGACACACACACUGCCACACAUGCAGAUACAUACAUACACACACAUACAAUCAUUAAGACACAUACAGCUAGACAUAGACAUACUAAUACACACUGACACACAGAUACAGACACAUAAAUACACACUCAUUUGCAUACAGAUACAAUGACAUACACAGAUACCAGGGCCAGCCCCAGACCUUUUUCUGCCUGGGUCCCCCAAAACACGCCCACAUUUAUUAUGUUGUAUUAUGAUAAUUAAAACUAAAAGGAAAUAUAUAUCAUGAUUAGAUAAAUACAUUCCAGUAACAUAUUUAGUUAAUUUCACACUAAAUUAAAUGUCACAACAUAUAUGCUUCUGCAGUGGUAAAACAAUAUUAGCCAAGUGCAAUAUAAUAUAUUAGCCAAGUACAAUAUACGUCAAUCACUAAGUGUGUGCGCACUGGGGGUGCAGUGUGUGUGUGUGCGCACUGGGGGUGCAGUGUGUGUGUGCGCACUGGGGGUGCAGUGUGUGUGUGCGCGCUGGGGAUGCAGUGUGUCUGUGUGUGCUGGGAUUGGAAUUCCUAUGUCCAGCACAUUGUGUGCAUCAGUGUUUAUUUUGUCAACUAACCAUUUUAGUCAACUACAAUGUUUGAGAUUCGUUCGACUAAAAUAUCUAGUGUAGUGUAGGGUGGUGUGAUUUGAAGCUAAUAACUACUUUCCCUUUCAGUAACAAGGGUGUUGUGGAGUCUGAAUUGAACCCAAUGAAGCCCUGUUUCUGUCAUUUGUGGGCUAAUUUGAAACUGAACUCAGUGGGUAAGGGGGAGGGGGGUUGCUGAAGAAACUCCCUUAGUUGAGAGACAUGUCCAAUAAUGCAAUCUGUCAAAGUUUAGUCAUAUUUCGUUUUAUUUUUUUUUAUAAAUCUUUUCAUACAUACUUUUCAAAGUUUUUAUUCUUUAUUUUGGUUAGUGUAUUUGUUUAAAAGUGUUUGUUGAUUUUAAAAUAAAUUGGCAAGUGAUGCAUGUCCUUUAACUGUGAACAGGAUGUUGGCACCAGGGAACUGCAGACACUUCAAAGAGAUAAAGUGGUUACAAUGCCUACAGGCACUCCCUUUAAGCAGAUGGUUAUAAAAAGUACCACUAUUUAUUUAUUUUUUCUUUUCUUUCCUUUUUGUACAAAGAGGUCAAAAUUAUAUAUACAUUUUAAAAAAUUUUGUAAAGCUUUUCUAAAUAAAAGUGAGAGACGUGAGAUAUUCAUGUGUCUUCUAAUUAAACUUGAAAGUGGCAUAUAUAUGGGAAGUACAUUUGAGCGUUCAACUUUCAGACUUCUCUUUACAGUAGUAGGGCUUGCAUUUCAUUACUUUGUAACCAAAUAGUUGGAUAUCUUUCUGAUGAGAACUUUUAAAGGCACUGUUACAAAACAUGUGCUGGCGUAACUUCAAUCAUGUAAAAAAUAAAUAAAUAAAAUAAUAUAUAUUUUUUUUAUGGAAGAAGUACUGUGUAUCUGUAAUAAAUAUAUAAAUAUUAUUUAUUUAUUUUUAUUUAAGGCCAAAGUUGUUGAACUGGAAAGUCAGCUAUAUUUGUAGUUCGUCUAUUUUGGACUUAAAAAUUCAAUUCAAUUCUUGGCUGUCCUCACUUUAGUAAGUUACCCCAGUUUUAGGAUCCCUGGAUAUUCCCUUCCCUUAAUCGGAGUUAUUCAUUGUGCGGAAUGCUGCAACCCUGCUGCUGUAACAUAUUGUCACGGGACUCCAGAGAGUACAGUAUUUUACCGUCGUAUUCUACUGCUAGUGUGUUCUCGAGCGUCGGAGACUAGAGUGUGUGUGUGUGUGUGUGUGUACAUCCUGAGUAUAAAAGUUAAUUUUAAUCCGUAUGGAAAACUGUUGGUGAUGAGACACUAUUCACUUAAAGUAAUCUGCAAAAAAGUACAGUUUGGACUAUUAGUGUUGUGAAAUUUGGGAGAACCAGUCCAGUAAUGGCAUAUUUGCAGAUCGCGUAAAAUGCUUGCUUUGUUCUUGUAUUUAUUCCACAAGCUUUAUUAAAUAAUGUUAUCUUGGCCAAUGAGACCAUUGUUACAUAAGAGCUUUUAGGUUCUUGGUUAUGAGUGCCUUUUACUGUUGAGUACAGUUCGGGUUAUGUGUAGUUGCAGAUUUAUUUAAUGAUUCAGCUGAUUUGUACUAUACAUUAUGUUUGUGCUGUGGAUUCUAUAUGUUAAAUGGGUUAAGGGUGCUCUGGUAUGGAAGGACCUGAGGUGUUUCUAUAGUCUUGGCAAUUAUUCAUGACAUGGAAAUGUGGACAUAAUAUACUGAUGAUGGCUCUGCUUGAUGGUUCUGGAGGCUGAAUAACACACGGUUUUUCGCAAAACACGUAAUUAUAGCAAAUUAAGGCUAAAGUAGCCAAAAUGUGACUUCAAGUGAGCUGGAUACGUUUUUUUUCUCAGGUUAAUUUCGUUUCUAUGUUGCCUUUUGGGCAUAAUUUGUUCACGUUUGGUAUAUAAUGCUGAUGGUGUACAAACUUGGCCACUUACCUGUUGGGAAACCUAGUAGAGAAUUAUCUAAUUAGUCUUAAGUUUAAGAAUUAAAACAAGGAACACUCCAAGCACUGUAAAAAUUACAGCAGAUUGUAGUGGUAAACGCUAAAAUGUACUGUCGUGGUUAUGGUGACCCGAGUGCACUGCCCACACCCCUUUUUAUAAAUGGUCAAAUUAUUUUUGACUUUUUACCUGUGGUGCGUUGGCUGCCGCACCCUACUUCCUCUUAGCUGUCAGGAGACCCCCCCCCCCACACUCCCUCCUCCUAUCAGCUAUUGUUUAGUGCUUAUGGUGUACGAUAUAUAAAUCCAUAUGUGGUUUCCUAUAAUAAAUAUCUAGAAUUGCAUUAAGAUGUGUUACUAACAGAUACUGCCUGUUUGAGGAUUGUGAGAAAAGUAAAACUGUUGAUUUCAUUGGUGCCUUUAAACUUCUAAUACCGAAAAGUAUGAUUCCUCUGUGCCGGUCUGUGAAUACAAUUAAUUAUUCUUCUGGAUAACCAGGUAUACCCCUAACAUUAAAUAUCCGUUCCUAAAACCUAUUGUAAAUGAGUCAAUUUGAAAUUGAUUUGGUUUGUUUUUUGGUAAUUGCAUGCUGGUUGUGCUUCAGUGGAGCGUACCUCCUUUGUAUUCAUGAUUUGUACCUUCUGUACACACGUAUUCAAAAGUUAGGCCCUAGUGCUCCCUUAUUUAAAGGGACACUCUAAGCACCCAGACCACUGCAGGUCAUGAAGUUGUCUGGGUGCCAUGUCCCUGCCCCCCUUAGUCCUGCAAUGUAAAACAUUGCAGUUUGAGCCUCUUGUGGCUUUUACCAGACCGCCACUAGAGGCACUUCCGGGAGUUUACUGGACUCUAGAGGACAUCCAAAGCUACCCUAUAUGCUUGUGCGCUUGCCAUGCAUUAGGUCCCCACGUCAGAGAGGGUGUAUUGCUGACCCAGAGCGGAGGGACGUUGAUGCUGGAAUUGAGUAAAUAAAGGGUUGGGGAACCCUUUAUAGGUGGGUGGGGGGGUUGCAAGGGAGGGGUGUGGAGCAUUCUAUUAGAUAUGCCAGGCUGCAAAUUACCCAGUUUAAGUCCUAAAGUUGCUGCACUUGUACAGCACAUAACAGAGAGCAGGAAAAUUCUCCACCAAUCGGGUGUCUCCAAUUCUGUUUAGCAGGUGUCUUUCGCAUACGUAGUUCUGCUCCAGCUACUGCCCUACUAAUCAAAUUUUGAGUGGAAAACCUGAAUAAUCUAAAUGCAGAAGUUGACUUCAGAUUGCCACUUGCGCAGGUUUUGUGAAUGUAACUUGUAAGGUAUUUACCCAGACUGUUGAUGGCAUGUACACCGCUGGCCCUUGGGAGGUGGCAGAGACCUGCAUGAUGUGUGCCCACCAUUCACACAAUAUGGACUGCAAAGGGUGGAAGUAAAAUGUUCUGGCAUCUGGCACAGGAGGGGCAAUCUUAAAGGGAAACUAUAGUGCCCACCUCCCCUGCCAUGGUGCAGAAGGGGUUAAAACCUCUUCUGACACUUAUCUGCGUUUAGCGCCAAUGUCCAUCUGCGCUGGCUAGGGGCCACCUCCGCUCCCCCAUGUUGAUGUCAGCCAGCGGGGAGACCUAAUGCGCAGGUGUGGCAAUGGCAUUAGUAUUUGGGGUUUUAGCUGACGCUGGAUGUUCCUCCCACUCGUAAGUCCCUCUAGUGGCUGUCUGGUAGAUGGCCACUAGAGGUGUAGUUACCCCACAAAGCUAAUUAUUGCAGUUUAAAAAAAACAAAAACAAACCUGCAAUAAUACAGUGCACCCAGACAACUUCAAUGAGCUGGAGUCAUCUACAGUGUAAUUUUAUGCAAAUCUGUCUGAAAAAUACCUUGCAUUACAUCCAAACCAACUUAUGUUCAUUGUACAGGUUCUUGUUCAUAUAUUAUUCCAUUUACGAUAACUAAAACAUUGUCUUGGUACUUCUUUGGUAAAGCUCCUUGGACAUAACAUUUUUAUUUUUAAUUCUUUCUGACAGAAGCAGUGUUAACCCACUCAUUGAAUGGUAGUUUGCAAUGGUUUUUAAAGCAUUGUCUAUUUUCAAUAUAUAUAUUUUAAAAUAUUGUCUAGGAAGCAAAGGUUUUUUGAAAUACUUUAUUUAAUUUAAUUUUUUUAUUUUUUAAAUAACUCGAAUGGUAUUUUAUAUUAACUUGGUUGUCUUUGCUCAACAAGCAUAUAGCUUGAGUUUGGCCAAUAAUAGGUUAACGUGAAGGCAAUAAGCAAUCCUUCAUCUGCUUUUAGAAAGGUGGAGAGCCUGUGAGUUUCUGAUUAGGAUGUCUAAUUAUGUUGGUUCUUAAUAUUGAUUGCGGCCUUGCAGAGUCCCAAGUGGUUUUGAUAGCUCUGUCAUCAAUCACUGGUGUUUAUUGCUCAGCAAUCCUGUCUAUUCCGCAGCCUAUCCCCUCCUGCUGAUUUUUGUCUUGGAGUAAAUAUUUAUAAAUCUGAAGAGGCAGUAAAUUUAUCAUUUACCCUGGUUGAAACUUAACUUUGCUGUUUGUUAUGUGUAUACAAAAUAGAAUGACAGCAAGUAUUUCACUUGCCCUCUGUUCCAGGCCCCAAUAGUUGAGAUGAGAAAAUUGUUAAGAUUUUUACACAAUGGUUUUAUUUAUUGUCAACAUACUCUGCACUCAGUGGUAUAAGCAAUAUAACCUAACUAAAUUUUGAAAAAACAAUUUCAGCAAGUGGAAUCAAUUGACUAAGAUUGUUCAAUUGAGAUUAUUUUGGCAAUUUGUAGCAGAUAUUGGGGUUGCCGAUUGCCCCCCUCUCUUCUCCUGAAUCUAAAAAGUGUGCGUGUGUGUGUUCUCAAUAUGAACUGGUAACCUGCAAGCUUUUGGCAGUUACAAGUUCACUUUAACAUUGAAUACUCAAUUUAAAAGUGUAUCCGUCUAAACGCUUUGAACGUUUAUCCCAGCACUUACAACCUGUCAUAACCAGCCAUGGUUGGACAUUUUUUUUUUUUUUCCUGUAAAUCUCUAAUCUGCAAGUAAAAUGUCUGCAUCCUGAAUGGCAAACGAGAGGAGCUUUUUGUUCAAAGGUUGUACCAUGACCACUUUGAUUUGGGGGGGGGGGGGCGGUCCUGGUAUUAUGGAGUCUAUAUGUGCAACAAUUCAGAGUGUCAUUCAUCGGCUGAGAGCUAAUUCUGCAUCUUUAGAAGUGUACUUGGUACUAAUGUAUGCGAAAGCAUUUAUAAUUAUUAACAUGGCUCUAAAAGAUUCCACAGCACUUUAAAAUAUUAAGGGGACUUUAACAAAUGAAACCAACUAUUAAAAAAUUUGGCAGGAACAAUAGGUUGAUACAUAUAUGAUGAACAUGGACCACUUUUAAAAAAGCAUUAAUAAAUUUGAAAGCUUGCUACUGUAACCACCUCCGCUAACGCACAAUCCCGACUGCUAGAAAACUGCCGCACCAAUAAUCACACUGAGCUCACCUAGUAUAGACUGUAACGAAUUCAUUAUAGCAAUCUACCUGUUAAAGUAGGAUACUGUUCUGAUUGAUUACAUAGAGUAAACUACUGAUAUUUUCCAUUGGUGUGCUGGUCUCUGACCUGUUUUCCCAGUUCACUAAAGUUUCAACUAAUUUACUAAUCGCCUAGAAUAUGUAUUUUCCUGCCCUGUUUAUAUUGCCUAAAUAUGUAAUUCCUUGGCCAAUUCUCCGCCAUUCCCAAUUUAGAUGAUAACCAAGAGUAUAAUGAUCAUGCUGGUCUUAUAAACGAUGUUUUUAUUUUUUUUCUUUAAAAAUAUGAUCUGGUGGGGAUUGUGAUCUGAACUAUAAAAACUAUUAACCAUUCUAUGUCUUUUUUAGAUGAUCUACCUACCUGUAAGAAACUUUGCCAGAAGCCAUAAAAAAAAUAUAUGGAUAUAUCAGAUUAACACUUAAGUCACUAUUAAUGCUUGCAGAGUACAAAUGCUCACUGGUACUCAAGUUCCCCGAGAAUCGUGCCUUGCUUACGACCGAUCUACUGAUUCUGUUUAUUACGUAGAUAAAUAGACCAAAAACAAGAUAAAAUAAAAAUAUUGCUUCAUGUUCUAAAAUGUAUUAAUCAACCAGUGACUGUUACACAAACCUGUCUAGCUUUUUCUUUUUUUUUUUUUUCUUUUUUCCUCUCGUCUUUACCACUUUGUUCAUUUUGCUGAUGCUUGACUCUGUCAUUGCUUUCAAUAUUUUUGAAAUACGCUAUGUACUAACCUUAUCUCUGUUCUCUCUUUCAGUCUGUACCCCACCCCCAAAGAUGAGAGAAUCCCGAGCACAGCUGUUCUCCUAGAGUUUCACUAGGCCUGAAAACUCAUGCAGUGGAUAUCUCCUGACAAGCAAUUGAGUUAUCUUGUCAUCUGUGAACGAUGGGAGUCACAUGGACCACAGUCACUACAGAGCUGACUUGAGGAAUUCUCAAGGACGUCGGAGCGCAAAGAAUGCUCUGUUUUUAUUAUUAGGGAAGAAGAAACUUUUAAAGCAAAAAAAAAUAAAAAAACCCUAAAAGCUAUUUAUUACCGAAAAAAGUUUUACUUUUGUUAAAACUGAAACAAAAUGUGCUGCUGUUUUUAGUUCAUUGGUAUUAGACUGAAGCUACACACCAUAAUGAAACUGAACUAUUUACUACAAUAAAACUAUCAUCUUCAGCUUUUAAAAUAAAAGUUUGAAAUCUUUA